AUGCAAGCCGUGGAUAUUAACGAUUUAACCUAUGAUGAUCCAUUGGCCAACGGCAUAAUUGAUCUCGGAUCUUCUCAAUAUCAAUUAAUGGAAGAUGACUACGCUGUUCUUGUGGGUGAGAAAGGUGGCAUAAGGAACUUAGAAAAAGAAACGAGAAGACAUAAGGACUUGAUUGAGGGUAAAACAUCUUCAGAGAAUGCACUUGUAGACAUUAUAACACAUCUUGUAGAGAUGUUGAUAUAUCAAAUGCCAGUUGACUUUGACAAAAAUGGAAUGAACUCACAUAUGUCAAAAGUGGGAAGUGGAAAUCGACAAAAACAAAAACCCUUGAUAGUUAUAACAAGCUAG
Acaulospora morrowiae is the source of this 348-nucleotide messenger RNA. NCBI's taxonomy places the organism in Eukaryota, Fungi, Glomeromycota, Glomeromycetes, Diversisporales, Acaulosporaceae. The record is from the annotation of a GenBank genome assembly.